UUGAUUAAAAGUGUUGCGUUCCAUUGCAGCUAAAACGUACGAUAUUGAUGUGGCAAGAGCAUUUUGGCGGGAAAUAAGACAAAUCGUUUAGUGCAAAAUUGAAAACAUGGAACAAAAUGGAAAAGCACAUAUUAUCGAUGAGACCACGAAAAAUGAGGAAGAGUAUCAAUAUUUAAAUAUAAUUAAAAAAAUAAUGGAAGAGGGUGCUUUAAAAUCAGAUCGUACAGGUGUGGGAACUCGUUCCAUUUUUGGCACCCAAAUGCGUUUUAGUUUGAGAGAUGGGGUAUUUCCAUUAUUGACAACCAAACGUGUAUUUUGGCGGGGAGUGGUCGAGGAAUUACUUUGGUUCAUUAGAGGUUCAACAAAUGCAAAAGAAUUAUCUGAAAAAGAUGUACACAUUUGGGAUGCUAAUAGUUCACGUGAAUUUUUGGAUUUAUGUAAAUUCACCGAUCGAGAAGAGGGAGAUUUAGGCCCUGUGUAUGGCUUUCAAUGGAGACACUUUGGAGCAAAAUAUAUAAAUAUGCACACAGAUUAUAGAAAUCAAGGUAUUGAUCAAUUAAAAGAUGUAAUUGAUAAAAUACAAAGCACACCUGAUGAUAGGCGAAUAAUAAUGUGUGCUUGGAAUCCAAUUGACAUUCCAAAAAUGGCUCUUCCUCCUUGUCAUAUUCUUGUUCAAUUUUAUGUAGCCGAUGGUGAACUUUCUUGUCAACUUUACCAAAGAAGCGCCGAUAUAGGUCUCGGUGUGCCAUUUAACAUUGCUUCUUAUUCUUUAUUGACAUACAUGAUUGCUCAUAUAACAAAUUUAAAGCCAGGAGAAUUUAUUCAUACAAUGGGUGACUGCCAUGUGUAUCUCAACCAUAUGUCAGUACUGAAAGAACAAAUCACCCGUAUACCAAAAAAAUUUCCAAAAUUGCAAAUAACAAGAAAAGUGGAGAACAUUGAUGACUUUAAGCCAAGUGAUUUCCAAUUAAAUGAUUAUCAUCCUCAUGCAAAACUUUCUAUGCCAAUGGCUGUUUAAUAUUUUAAAUGUAAGAGGGAACUAAGUAUUACAAGGUCUUUUAUGAAUAACUAUACUUUUAUUUUCUAAUAAAAAUUAUAUUCUUAAUAAACUUAUAUCUUAAUGUUA
Messenger RNA from Ceratosolen solmsi marchali, 1126 nucleotides. It is a transcript of the gene Ts, whose product is annotated as Thymidylate synthase. Gene Ontology annotation, cellular component: cytosol; mitochondrion. Lineage: Eukaryota; Metazoa; Arthropoda; Insecta; Hymenoptera; Agaonidae. Gene Ontology annotation, molecular function: thymidylate synthase activity. Bases 107 to 1018 code for a protein of 303 amino acids. The record is from RefSeq and is a predicted model, not a curated record. The transcript has 4 exons. Gene Ontology annotation, biological process: dTMP biosynthetic process.